Trichomycterus rosablanca is the source of this 1796-nucleotide messenger RNA. RefSeq lists its product as uncharacterized. Gene Ontology annotation, biological process: positive regulation of T cell proliferation; T cell costimulation; cell surface receptor signaling pathway. The record is from RefSeq and is a predicted model, not a curated record. Gene Ontology annotation, cellular component: external side of plasma membrane. NCBI's taxonomy places the organism in Eukaryota, Metazoa, Chordata, Actinopteri, Siluriformes, Trichomycteridae. The transcript is spliced from 7 exons. The coding region runs from base 252 to 1796 and encodes 514 amino acids.
UUUGUUUACUAUCAGCUCCAGUUUAUUUAGAUUUUAUUUAUUUUAUUCCAGGCUCCAUCCCUGAACAGCCUCAGAUCAACAUAACUGCCAGAGUGGGUUCCACAGCUCUUCUGCCUUGUAAAUGUAACACAGAGUAUCCAACACCACAUGCUAGGUGGAAGACUGAUAAUGAGACAGUGUUUGAGCGAUUGGGUGGUAUCUUGUAUCCUGGUGAGGGAUAUGAGGGUCGUGUGGACGUUCCUGAGGACGAGAUGAAUAAAGGAAACUGUUCUCUGGUGUUGAAGAAUGUCAAUGUUAAUGAUGAGGACGUCUAUAAAUGCUACCACGUGGAAAGCAUCAGCUAUUCUUUUAAACUACGUGUGAUCCAGAAGGUUCAUCUCUCAGUUGAUGGCUCCUUCCCUGAAGAUCAGAUCAACAUAACUGCCAGAGUGGGUUCCACAGCUCGUCUGCCUUGUAAAUGUAACACAGAGUAUUUAAUACCACAUGCUAAGUGGAAGACUGAUAAUGAGACAGUGUUUGAGCGAUUGGGUGGUAUCUUGUAUCCUGGUGAGGGAUAUGAGGGUCGUGUGGACGUUCCUGAGUACGAGCUGAAUAAAGGAAACUGUUCUCUGGUGUUGAAGAAUGUCAGAGUUACUGAUGAGAAUGUCUAUAAAUGCUACCACGUGGAAAGCAUCAGCUAUUCUUUUAAACUACGUGUGAUCCAGACUGUUCAUCUCUCAGUUGAUGGCUCCUUCUCUGAAGAUCAGAUCAACAUAACUGCCAGAGUGGGUUCCACAGCUCGUCUGCCUUGUAAAUGUAACACAGAGUAUCCAAUAUCCCAUGUUGAGUGGAAGAUUGAUACUGAGACAGUGUUUGAGCGUUGGGGUGGUAUCUCGUAUCAUGGAGAAGGAUAUGAGGGUCGUGUGGACGUUCCUGAGUACAAGCUGAAUAAAGGAGACUGUUCUCUAGUGUUGAAGAAUGUCAAUGUUAAUGAUGAGGACGUCUAUAAAUGCUACCACGUGGAAAGCAUCAGCUAUUCUUUUAAACUACGUGUGAUCCAGACUGUUCAUCUCUCAGUUGAUGGCUCCUUCUCUGAAGAUCAGAUCAACAUAACUGCCAGAGUGAGUUCCACAGCUCUUCUGCCUUGUAAAUGUAACACAGAGUAUCCAAUAUCCCAUGUUGAGUGGGCGAUUGAUUUUGAGACAGUGUUUGAGCGAUUGGGUGAUAUCUCGUAUCAUGGAGAAGGAUAUGAGGGUCGUGUGGAUGUUCCUGAGGACGAGCUCAAUAAAGGAAACUGUUCUCUAGUGUUGAAGGAUGUCAGAAUUAAUGAUGAGAGCAUCUAUAGGUGCUACCACCCAGAGAGAUUUUUUGGAUCGUUGAUCCAAACUGUUCAUCUCUCAGUUGAUGCCAAAGAAACACAGAGGUCAGACUCAGACUCCUUCAGAGGCUCCUUCCCUGAAGAUCAGAUCAACAUAACUGCCAGAGUGGGUUCCACAGCUCGUCUGCCUUGUAAAUGUAACACAGAUUAUCCAAUAUCACAUGCUAAGUGGAAGACUGAUAAUGAGACAGUGUUUGAGCGAUUGGGUGAUAUCUCGUAUCAUGGAGAAGGAUAUGAGGGUCGUGUGGAUGUUCCUGAGGACGAGCUCAAUAAAGGAAACUGUUCUCUAGUGUUGAAGGAUGUCAGAAUUAAUGAUGAGAGCAUCUAUAGGUGCUACCACCUGGAGAGAUUUUUUGGAUCGUUAAUCCAAACUGUUCAUCUCUCAGUUGAUGCCAAAGAAACACAGAGUUCAGACUCAGACUCCUUCAGAGGUGAGUGA